Molecule: messenger RNA, 2211 nt
Organism: Pocillopora meandrina
Lineage: Eukaryota; Metazoa; Cnidaria; Anthozoa; Scleractinia; Pocilloporidae
Source: the annotation of a GenBank genome assembly
GCCCAAUCAAACUGUUUCAUGUAUGCAAAUCUGAAAGCCACACGUUCGCAUUAUCAUAACGUCGGUUUUAUCCAAUGUAAAUGAACAACUUUUAAACUCCCAGCUGUGUAUUGUCAGGAAGUGUUUGGCAGUUACUUCUCCACUGGUCUGAAAAAUACCGCCUGAAAAUGGCUUCCAGCGAGUAUAAGGAUACGGAUUUUUAUGAUUACUGUUGUCCAGUCUGUUUAGAAGAGUUUCAAGAUCCGAAAGUUCUGCCUACUUGCAAUCACAACGUAUGUCGACAGUGUCUAAAAAAUAUUAUAAUGCGAGCGAAACCGGCUUACAUACAAUGCCCUACGUGUCGACAAAAAUCUUUUAUUCGUGAGGAUGACCUUGAUGAUUUACAGACAAACGUGUUCCUGGUGAAACUUUUACAACAAACCGAGCCGCAAAAAGAACGCGAGAAGCUUUCCAAGGGGAUUCAAGCAUGCGUAACAAAGGUGGAAAUUUUGGAUGAAUUGAUGAAGGAGCUAAAAUUGAGUCGACAAAGAAAAUUCGAACAUGGAGAGUCUAUAAAAGAAGAAAUUCACAAAAUGGCUGAUGAGAUUGUCAGAAAGACAAGGCUAAGCGAAACAGAGUUGAUCAGCAGAGUGGAAGAGUUUAUCUCUCAACAAGACAGCGUAUUCAGCCGCCUUGAAGAAAAUACGGAAGCUUUCAAACAGAAGGUACAAGCUCACGUUAAUGUUUCUUUGAACACUUACGAUGGGAAGAACGAUGGGGAAAUUUCAAAGAUGAAAACCACUCUAGCUUCCUUGGCGCACAAUAGCCCAGAGGACAAAUUAUACAAAGAGAUGAACGAGUUAAAUUCAUUUGCUGCUUCAUUUGACGCAAACAAAGAUUUUCUGCAAAGGAUGGAAAGUCAGGGCAUCGGCGAAUUAUCCAUGAGUGAUCCGAGCGGAGUGAAAAUUGGAAUCUCUACCCCUCUGCAGUUCAUGAGAGUAUCACUCACAACACUGCGUAAGAUCACUGCUUCAAACUUUGGCUUCGAGUCAUUUUCACCCUUAAGCAUCACGACAGAUGGUCUCAAGCAGGUGGCUGUCGCUGAUCCAGAGAACAACAAUAUUCUGAUUUUGAAUCGAAAUGGUGAUUUCGUGAAUAGAUUUACAUCUCCAGCGAACUCUCCCCAGCCUGCCAUGAUGUUUUCAGGUGUUGCUUUUUCCAAGGACAAAAAAGACUUGAUCACCGUCAACGGUGCUCGUGACGUACAUCUUAUUAACCCAAUUGACGGAACCUUUAAAGUGAGUUACAGAAGUAGCUCACAGUGGGGUGUCAAAUACUGUUUUGUUUCAACUGAUCGGUAUGGACGAUUUUUACUCACAUGCGAACCCUUGGCGAAACAAUACCGAGCGUGCAUCAUCGUGCACUCGGAUACGCCUUUCGGAAAACCCGAUUUGAGGUUCGGGUUUUCAGGCGAAGGGGCUUUGUUAUUCCCUUUCAAAGUCCUUUACCAUGACAAGCAUUACUUUGUGACAGACAUGGAAAAAGGCUGCAUUAUGGUUUACAACGAGUAUGGCGAUUUUCUUCGGCAUUUUGGGAGUAAAGACGACGAAAUUAAUGGCAAUGGUCGUCUGGUUUUACCGACAGGAAUGACUUUUGAUCCAAGAGAGGGAAUAUUGUUAGUGUGUGACUGGGGAUCUAGUUCUAUUCAAACGUACAAACCCGACGGAACUUUUCUCGAGGCAUUCCCCAUCGAUGGACGCCCCACGGAUAUAGCCCUGUUCUCCGAUGGCACCCUCGUGGUUUCCUCAAAAGACGAUCAAUGGAUUCAGUUUAUGUCGAUAUCAACACUCGGGGUGUUUAACGAUGAGGAAGUGGGUAGGAAAUGAAUUUGCCUAGUGAACCCCUAGUUAUUAAUCAACAAAUGGCAAAUUUCAUGACUGUCACACAUUGACCGGGACAAAAUUGCUGCCGCUUUGUUUACGUCUUUCAGUUGAGGACGAAAUGAAAUAAGCAGCAAGUUCUCACCAUGAACGAUAAACCUUGUUGGAGUUUAUCUCCCCUCACUCUGACCACUUACAUUCAUCCUCGUUGUCUCAUAACUGCAAAUUAUUACAGGAUGUGAAGCGCAUUUCGAUUGUAAAACCAAAACCAAAGUAAUCACUUCAACCAAUCGGAAUAAAUUAUCACAAAGAGCCCCAGUAGAACUCAAAAUAAAACAAGAUACCACGAGUU